GACUAUCCAUCUUUGUUCAGGAACAGUAGGUUUGAUUGCUGACCUGAGAAAGAUGCUUCUGUGGCUUUUUCUGGUAUUGUCCAGCCCAGCUUCCUCCACGGAUCCAGAAACUGACUCGUCAUCGGUGGAAAUUUGCAAUGUUUGCUCCUGUGUCUCGGUGGAGAAUGUACUUUAUGUCAACUGUGAAAAGGUGGCAGUCUACAGACCGAACCAGCUGAAACCACCUUGGUCUCAUUUCUAUCACCUCAAUUUUCAGAAUAACCUCCUGAUUAUCCUGUAUCCAAACACGUUCCUUAAUUUUAGCCAUGCAGUGUCCCUUCAGCUGGGAAAUAAUAAACUACAGAACAUUGAGGGAGGAGCAUUUCUGGGUCUCAGUGCAUUAAAACAGUUGCACUUGAACAACAAUGAAUUAAAGGUUCUCCGAGCUGACACUUUCCUUGGCAUUGAGAACUUGGAGUAUCUCCAAGCUGACUACAAUUUAAUCAAAUAUAUCGAGCGGGGAGCCUUCAAUAAGUUGCACAAGCUAAAAGUCCUCAUUCUUAAUGACAACCUGAUUUCUCUCCUACCUGAUAAUAUUUUCCGUUUUGCUUCUCUCACCCACUUGGAUAUCCGUGGGAAUCGCAUACAGAAACUGCCCUACAUUGGCGUUCUGGAGCACAUUGGACGCAUUGUGGAAUUGCAACUGGAGGACAACCCAUGGAAUUGUACCUGUGACCUUCUGCCUUUGAAGGCAUGGCUGGAGAACAUGCCCUAUAGCAUCUACAUUGGAGAAGCCAUUUGUGAGACCCCCAGCGAUCUGUAUGGGAGGCUUUUGAAAGAAACCAACAAGCAAGAACUUUGCGCCAUGGGAACAGGGAGCGAUUUUGACGUCCGGAUCCUGCCCCCUUCCCAGCUGGAGCCUGGUUUCAGCACACCCAACGGACACACGACGCAAACCUCGAUGCACCGAUUGGUUACCAAGCCUCCCAAAACGACCAACCCUUCUAAAAUCUCAGGCAUUGUAGCUGGAAAGCCCUUCCCAAGGGGCAACCUUAGUCAAAUUGUGUCUUUUCAGACCAGGGUGCCCCCUCUGACCCCUUGCCCGCACCCCUGUGUUUGCAAAACCCACCCUUCAGACUUGGGAUUAAGCAUCAACUGCCAAGAGAAGAACAUCCAGUCCCUAGCUGAACUGGUCCCUAAGCCCUUGAAUGCCAAGAAGUUGCACGUUAAUGGCAAUUAUAUCAAGAAUGUGGAGAGAUCUGACUUUGCGGAGCUUGAAGGGCUGGAUUUGCUCCAUCUGGGCAGCAAUCAGAUCGUAGCCAUCCAAGGGGAGGUUUUCCACAACCUGACCAAUUUACGGAGAUUGUAUCUCAACGGCAAUCAGAUUGAGCGUCUCAGCCCUGAAAUGUUUGCCGGACUGCACAACCUUCAGUACCUGUACUUGGAAUACAAUGUCAUUAAAGAGAUUUUAGCAGGCACUUUUGAUCUGAUGCCUAACCUGCAGCUCCUGUACUUGAACAACAACUUGCUGCGAAGUCUGCCGGCCUAUAUCUUUGCCCGGGCUCCCCUCGCUCGGCUGAACCUGCGCAACAAUCAUUUCAUGUACCUGCCUGUAAGUGGCGUGCUGGACCACCUGAAAUCUCUGACCCAAAUCGAUCUGGAAGGGAACCCGUGGGACUGCACCUGCGACUUGGUGGCUCUGAAACUGUGGCUGGAAAAACUCAACGAAGGCAUCGUGGUGAAGGAAUUAAAGUGUGAGACCCCCGUGCAGUUUGCUAACAUUGAGCUGAAGGCUCUCAAAAACGAGAUCCUGUGUCCCAAGCUCCUCAAAUCUGCUUUUUUCACCAGCCCAGCACCUGUACUCACAUUCACCACCCCUUUGGGUCCUGUCCGCAGUCCUCCUGGUGGUCCAGUGCCCCUCUCCAUCCUCAUCUUAAGCAUCUUGGUGGUCCUGAUUCUGACCGUCUUCGUCGCUUUCUGCCUUCUCGUCUUCGUGCUCCGCCGCAACAAGAAACCCUCCACGAGGCACGAAGGGCUGGGCAACCCUGAAUGCAGUUCGAUGCAGCUGCAGUUACGGAAGCACGACCACAUUUCCAGCAAAAAGGACACCCUGGGGGCCGAGGCGUUCAUCCCUCAAACAAUUGAGCACAUGAGCAAAAGACAUUCGUGUGGCCUGAAAGAGGCAGAAACUGGUUUCAUGUUUGCUGAGCCGGCAGGCCAGAAAAUCAUCUUGAGAAACAACAGUGACAAAGAUAAAGAUUUAUUGCACACGGAUACCCGAAAAAGACUUAGCACCAUUGAUGAAUUGGAUGAGUUAUUGCCAGGGCGGGAUUCGAACGUAUUUAUUCAGAAUUUUCUGGAAAAUAAAAAGGAGUACAACAGUAUAGGGGUCAGUGGCUUUGAAAUACGGUAUCCGGAGAAACAGCCAGACCGGAAAAACAAAUCUUUAAUAGGGGGUAAUCACAGUAAGAUAGUGGUUGAGCAAAGAAAAAGUGAAUAUUUUGAACUGAAAGCUAAACUUCAGGGCUCGCCAGAUUAUUUGCAAGUCCUGGAAGAGCAAACGGCUUUGAAUAAAUUCUAG
Molecule: messenger RNA, 2560 nt
Organism: Python bivittatus (Burmese python)
Lineage: Eukaryota; Metazoa; Chordata; Lepidosauria; Squamata; Pythonidae
Source: RefSeq, a predicted model, not a curated record